GCACGAGUUUUCGCAACAUCCGUCUAACCCGGAAGUAAUUCGUCUGUUGCUCUGCUCUUGAUGUGUAUGUGUCGAAGUAGUUUUUAAUUCAUAGCUUGAAUGUUUUUAAAGCAUGAAAUGGCGUGGAAAACCCAAGGCUCCUCUCUUCCUCCAGCCUCGUUAAACCUCCUCGUCCCUCCAGUGAGACUUAUAUCUGCGUUUAUGUGGCAAGUAGUCCAGCAGCUCAAUGUGCUGCAGUAUGAUAAGCUGGUGGACUUCAUCACUUUAUCUACAGAGAUGGUCCCAGAGCUGCUGAGUCCCUGUCAGAGAGCUCAGCUCAUCCUGGGCCUGAGAGCACGGCUGGUCCUGGAACUGUGUCGUGGUGAUGGUAUCGCCAACCUGCAGGCCAUCCAGAGCCACCUGGAUAAAAUCCACGCCUGUGGCUCUGAGCUGAGCUCCACUGGUGAGAUGGAAAAUGGGGAUAUACUGAAGAUUUCAUACACCAACUUUGCCAACCUGGUGCAGAACCUUUUGAAUGUUCCAUUUGAAAAAGAUUAUUUCUUCAGAGAGGUUUUUCCUGCAAACUAUGGCUCUAACUAUGACCAAAGACUGCAGCAGCUGGUGUCUGAGUUCUUGUCCAGACUAGAGCAGCUGCUGCCCAUACCCGACCUGCAGCAGACGGCAGCAUGGCUCACAGAGGCAGAGUGUGUGACAGAGGAAUUUGGAAAGCAUCUGUGUGAACCAUUUGCUGUGAAGACUCUGCUGCGUCAUCACAGACAGUUGGGAACUCUCAGCUCUACUCCCUCCAGCAUUGAGGAAGAUAACCUCCUGUCCACUCUGGCCCUCCCUGUGCAGACGGCAGUGGAGGGGUUAAUUCAGCCUUAUAAUGAGGAGGACGAUGAUUACGGCGAUGGGGAACAGGCGCUGGCACUGGAAGAUUUGGAGGAAGACUCAAAUCAGGAUAUUGUAGCAGAUGAAUGGUUGCCAAAAAGAGGACCAGGUCGUCCGGCACGGUUAUUCAUCUGCUCUCAGUGUUCGUUCACUCACCGCACAAAGAGGAAGGUCAAGGAGCACAUCCAGAGUGAGCACCACGAAACAGCUCCUGUUCUGAAAAGACUCUCAGUGAAAGACAGAGUAAGGACUCAGCAGAAAAGUAAAGACUCCAACUCUGAAAAGAAGAAGGAGGGAGGCGACUCAGAUAAAAGAAAGAAACAGAGAGAUUGUGUGGAAAGAAAGCGGGAAAGGAAGAGGAAGAAGGACAACUUGGAAAACAAGGAACAACAUAGACGGAAAGAGCCUUCAGAGGAGGAUCGAAGGUUUCUGAACAGGAGAGUCGUGAACAAAAGCUUCACAGAGGAAGAAACCAAAUGCCCAAAGUGUGACAAGAUUUUUGAACUUCCAAAUCAACUGAAGACUCACAUGAAGCUCCACAACCUGAAGCACUUCUGCGGCCAGUGUGAGAGGGGAUUCACCAGCUCGUCAGGUUACUAUCAGCACCAGAGACUCCACAAGAAAGGACGAUUAUUCAGCUGCAGCCAGUGCAACAAGGGAUUCCUGUGCAAUUACUCGCUGAAGCAGCACGAACGCCUGCAUGAAGGUCCAACCAACCUGUGUGGGAUCUGUGGGAAAAGCCUCAGCAAAGCAGGCUUCAAGAGACACAUGCAGGUGCACAAAGGGGAGAAGACUCACUUGUGCACCACGUGUGGAAGGUCGUUUUUUUCAUCUGGGGAGCUGCUGCUGCACACUCGGUCUCACACAGGUGAGUUGCCUUACACCUGCAUGCACUGCGGGAAAGGCUUCUCCACCAAAAGUCACCUGAUUAUUCACAACCGCUCUCACACGGGGGAGCGGCCAUACCUGUGCGCAGAGUGUCCCAAGCGCUUCCUCACUCUGAACUGCCUGAAGAGACACUUGCUCAGCCACAACGGGGUCAAACCGUUUAAAUGUUCGAACUGUGAGAAGGAGUUCUCCCAGCAGGGGAAUCUGAAAAGACACAUGGCAACUCAUAAACCUGACGUGAUGUGAAACUUUCAUUAUUGAGAGAGAAAAAAAUGAUUAUAUUGUGGGUCAAGUUCCUUCUUAAAAGCUUUGUACAAUAAAGAAACAAUGACCAAA
This is a messenger RNA of Notolabrus celidotus (New Zealand spotty), 2094 nucleotides long. RefSeq names its product zinc finger protein 2 homolog. Lineage: Eukaryota; Metazoa; Chordata; Actinopteri; Labriformes; Labridae. Gene Ontology annotation, molecular function: DNA-binding transcription factor activity; RNA polymerase II cis-regulatory region sequence-specific DNA binding. Bases 100 to 2004 code for a protein of 634 amino acids. The transcript is spliced from 8 exons. The record is from RefSeq and is a predicted model, not a curated record. Gene Ontology annotation, biological process: regulation of transcription by RNA polymerase II.